Molecule: messenger RNA, 477 nt
Organism: Lactuca saligna
Lineage: Eukaryota; Viridiplantae; Streptophyta; Magnoliopsida; Asterales; Asteraceae
Source: the annotation of a GenBank genome assembly
AUGAUUGUAGUCCUUAUCUCCUUUGCAAUGGAUUUGAUAAUAGGAUCUUCUGGUGGAGUGGAGACAAUUGAUGUUGUAGGUAUGGUUUUGUCUGUGAAGAUUUGUGAGGAUAUUGGGAUCGAAAUAAGAGGUAGAGAUGUUUCAAUACAACUUAUUUGUGGUAGAGGAGGUAUUGAUGAUAUCAAAAUUGAUGAAGUGGGCAUUUAUCGGUUGAUCUCUGAACAAGAUACCCCCAAGAAGAAUUGGCAGAGGCAUUGGCUUUGGGUUAAGCGAAACCCUAUGGGGCAUGGGUUUCGCAGAACCCAAGACCUUCCUGACUGUCAUCCCAAUCUAUUCGGGAGUAACUUAAGUCUUGGCAAAUUACUAGCAAACAUCGCUAUCAUUGGAGAGAAUUGGGAGGAUUUCAUCCUUGAUGCGGCCGGUAUGAGCGUCGCCUGGAGGGCUCAUGGGAAGAUGGCGCAGUUGUUCGUUAUGUGA